Molecule: messenger RNA, 2485 nt
Organism: Doryrhamphus excisus (bluestripe pipefish)
Lineage: Eukaryota; Metazoa; Chordata; Actinopteri; Syngnathiformes; Syngnathidae
Biological process (GO): canonical Wnt signaling pathway; non-canonical Wnt signaling pathway
Cellular component (GO): plasma membrane
Molecular function (GO): Wnt-protein binding; Wnt receptor activity
Source: RefSeq, a predicted model, not a curated record
GUUGAACAACAAUAUUUGACGAAGCAGCCAUGUUUGCAGACUUUGGAUUCCCGAGCCCCUGUGUAGAGGCGCUCCUCCAAAAUUUCAGAAAAUUGUUCUAGAAGGCCAUGCAGCGUUCGGUCCUUGCGGUGUUGGCUUUGCUGCUUUGUCCCCAUGAGACACACGGUGCCAGAGACGAGCUCCCCAGCUGCAAGCCGCUGACGACCUCCUACUGCCAAAAUGUGGGCUACAGCACCAGCCGUCACCCUGGUGGAGUCCAAGGCUUCAACCUGCAGCAGUUGAGUCAGGUCGUGGAGACGGCCUGCUCGCCCCAAGUGGCAGUACUUGUGUGUCGCCUGGCAUUCCCAGAAUGUGGCAGCAGCGCAGAAGACGACGCCCGCAUGAAGCCGUGCCGAGCUUUCUGCGAGACGGUCAAGUCCGAGUGUGAGGCCACCCUUAAAGCCAAGCGCCUGACCUGGCCCAGCAAGCUGCAGUGUAACACUCUACCCGAGUCCAACUGUGUGCUUCAAUCUGAUACAAGCCCAACAUGUCAGAGUAUCACAGUCCCUUUGUGUAAAGACCUCCCGUACACCCAGACUAUCAUGCCAAACUCUCUGGGCCAUAGGAGCCAGGAGGACGCGGGCCUGGAAGUGCACCAGUUCUUUCCACUGGUCAAAGUUCAGUGCUCGCCUCAGCUGAAACCCUUCCUGUGCUCCGUCUACGUUCCGGAGUGCAUGGCCGGAAAGCCCCGGGCCCCUUGCAGAACUCAGUGUGAAGAGGCUCGGUCCGGCUGUGAGUCGCUGAUGAAGCAGUACGGUUUCCAGUGGCCAAACAGUCUCAGGUGUGAAGAUUUUUCAACAUAUUCAUGUGAGCAGGAUCAUGAUUCAGCAGAAUCGUGUCAGAGCAUCACACUACCUUUUUGCAAAGAUCUCCCUUACACUGAAACCAUCAUGCCCAACGUUCUGGGCCACAAGACUCAGGUGGAGGCCGGCCUCUACUUGAAUACCUUCUAUGCGCUGCUCCACACAGACUGCUCCCCUCACCUGAAGUCUUUCCUGUGCUCCGUCUUCACUCCCGAGUGUGUGGCGGGAAAAGCCAGGCCUCCCUGCAGAACUUUGUGUGAACAGGCCCGGUCAAGCUGCGAGCCUGUGCUGAAGCAGUUUGGGUUAAGUUGGCCGAAAGCGCUCGGAUGUGAUGACUUUACCACGGCAUCAUGCCAGCACUACGCCGUGGCCAGCGGUGGCACCUGUGAGCCCCUCACCAUUCAAAUGUGUCAGGGUCUGUCCUACAACCAAACCAUCACACCCAACCUGCUGGGCCACACCAGCCAGCGAGAGGCCGCCCUCAAGAUGUCUUUCUUCAACGUGAUCAUACAAGACGCAUGCUCAGCCGACAUCCGCCCCUUCUUGUGUAUGGCCUACGCCCCCCAGUGCGUAGCAGGCCAAAUGAGGCGGCCCUGCAAGUCGUUCUGUAAAAAGGCCCAGAAGAGCUGCGAGGGUCCGAUGAGCCGUUAUGGGAUCUCCUGGCCGGCCGAGCUGAACUGCGAAGCGUUCCCUCAGGACACGUGCAUCACUGACGAAAGCAGUCCAGAGAUGCUGAAAGCUGACGGUGUUCUGGCCAAGCUACAGGCUGGAGGGUACUCUGUUCGUGGCAAAUUGCUGAGUCUCAGGACGGCCCGCCUGCUGGUGAAACUCGCUGAUGCAGACAAAUCUGGAGACCUGAAUGUGGUGGAAUUCUUCAAAUUGGAGCAUUAUGUGGCUAUCAUCAGGAGAGAAUAUGUGGAAAGCUACGAGAGGGAGACGCCACCUUCUGUCACGCAAGCUCAAAUGAGAAAGGCUCUGACUGCAUGGGAAUUUGACCUGGAUAAGGAAACCUUUGAGACGCUGUGGCUGGAAUACAGCAGCCAAAACAAGAUCGAGUAUGAUGAGUUCGUCACUUUGCUGACGAAACUUCAGAUCCUCAAAGAUCGCUUCCGGUCUCACCUCCUCAGUUUGCCAUGUGACUGCCAAGUGGCCAGCUUCUCCUUCAAACAGUUCAUCAAGUCUGCUGUCGUGUGAGGACCAAACAGGAUAUCAUGAAAAGACGUGUGAGGACCAAACUUUAUUAGCACCUUUCCUCUUAUUUCUUUUUAUCUCUCUUACACAAUUAAAUGAGUAUACAGUAUAUAGUGAAUAGGAUAAACGUGGUGUGUAAAUUGAUAAAAUAUAGUAGUAUAUGUAAGUGCUACGGUUAGCUCAGUGACUUGUAUGAAAAUGUUACCUGGAAUGACACAAAUAUUCCUGACACAGUGGAAACCCUGACGUUAAACACAUGCUGGUUGGCCUCCUUUUUGUUUGGAUUUAGAAACUUUGUUUUCUCUCGAAUUAAUCCGUUCCAGGGUCAAACAGUCACCAUCAUUAAAUCUGUAUUAACUAUUGUAGCAAUUUAACUUGGAUAACUGUAAAGUGUGAAAAGAAGUUAACAGCUGAAUAAAGAACAAUUAAAGAAAAAUGACAUGCUGCCCUAA